UUUCAUUACCCCUCCCUGCUUCCGGCUUCCGCAAAACAACUCAACCUAGGCUAGCCUACUGACCACUGAGAGCGACUUGAUGUCGACGUAAUGCUCAAGAUUGAUCCAGGAGAGAGUACACGCAAAAUCUGAGACUGUGGACUGAGCAGAGAAAUGCGAUGAUGAGUGUUUAGGCUUAGUGAAGAUACAACGACCUUGAAAGGACUGCUUUGCUCAGUCUUCUCCAUUCCAUUUUGACAUUGUCAUCAGCUGUGACGAUGGAGGAAGAGGAAGGGGCGAGUGCAUCUGCCUCUGGGGUGAUGCCCAUGGCUUGGCUACCCUCACCUCCAGUGGAUUUAGAGACAAGGAAACAGAGUGAGACGGAGUCGGGUGACGCGAGUCUUGUUCUCGUGGAGGAGACGUCAGCGCCCACCAUGGAUACGGUAGAGUGCGAGGCUCCUCCCAGCUCCAGUGACGACAUGAACUUCAUCAUAGUCGCUGAAGCAGCGGCGGAAGAAGCUACCACAGCGUUGUACCAGGACCUUGACUCAACAUGGAGUGGGGAAGGAGCUAUGGAGGCAGAGGAGACUAGCGAAGAUGCCAAGUCCAGCCCGGUCAUUGACUGCAACAUGCCAGGGAUUCUGAACCACCUCUCUGGUCUGCUGGAGGACACCGAGCCCUCUACAUCCUUGACCGGGGCGGCCUGCGGGGGCCAGCGUCGUUCAUCCGGCCCUGCCCGUCUGUCGGGGGCGCAGUCAUCCAGCAGCAGCGAGGAGGGCGAGUCUGCCAACUCGGCCAGGCGGUCGGGACGGCCCCGUCUUGAGGCGGGCGCGGGUGGUGGCGCGGAGAGGGAAAGCACUUACGGAGUGGAGAGCCAUCAGUCUUCCUCGCCGUCUUCUCCGCAUCCCGAUUUCCUGGAGUUUGAGCCGAACAGCUCGUCGAACGACGCCUGGGAUCCGAUGAACCCGUUCAAACUUUUCAACCUUCCUGACCCGGACGAAAGGAACGGCUCUCCCGAUCGAUUUAUCCCCCGCUAUCAUCAACCCUGGGCGGUUCGACCCAGAUCCCAGAGGGAGCGCGGCAGGUUUGACAUCUUCAACCUCUUGGGCGACGGAGAACAGAGUUGUGGGAGGCAGCCAACAGCUAUGCCACCGUUGCCACCACGGGCCCCAAUUGGGACGCAAAUGAUUGAACCCCCGCAUUCUGGUCCUCGGUCCACGCCCAUAUCCUCAUCGAUCCUGGGUUCCUCAGCGAUGGAGCCUCGGUUUGAUGUUCCCUGCUACCCGGACGUUCCCCUUCGGCUGCACUCGCCAUCUCCUGAACAUGGUCUCGGUGAAGAUGGGGUUCUGUUGACUGAAGAGGACCUCCCUAGUAACUUCUGUGCUGUUGAGUACGAGCGCGCCCAUGGCGAUGCCGCAUUCGAACGUGCCCCUGGAAGCGAGAGAUCCCGCACCACCAGAAUCCUCCGAGAUGUUGAUAUUCUUGCCCCGUCUGACAAUCCAAGUGGACACAGAACCUGGCCAAGCGAGCCCGUGGCAGACUCGACUGACCCCGCCAGUAUGGAGGACAUGCCAGCGGUGCGGAACUUCUCGGGGACUCUCUCAGACUUGAUGAGAUCGGAGGAUUCUGACGUCCCUUUCCACCGGAGGCAGCACCGUCACUCCAUGGAGGAGAUGGUCGAGACUGUCUUCGGUCAGGACGGGAUGACCUUUAGCCUGCCCGUGCCAAGAGAUCAAGGUCAGAUGGGGUCGUGCCGCAGUAGCUCGUCGAGAGAGCCUUUGAGGUGUCAUGGUUGCCUGAGGAGCAUGAUGCGCAACCCCGCUGUUCCUUCCUGCCCCAGCUCCUCUUGCAGAAUAAAGACAUCUUGUGGAGGCUCAUCCCAAGCUAGACCCACGUCGUCUACGGCAAUGGCAGAUGCUAGAGGCGCGGACAACGGUCUCUGCAAUGGGGCCUCCACAAGGGAGACGUCCACUUCCACCGCCACCACAUACCCGUCGUUCCUGGAGCCAGAUCCUCCCGAGGCUGCCACGUCCACACUGACGACACAGUUGACGUCAGUGACAUCCUCCACCGAUGUAGUGUCGUCGACAGGUGUGGUUCCGCCCGCCCACCUGGGUCUUGACUCUUCUGCCACGAACGGAGACGACGCUGCCGCUCUCGUUUCAGAGGCGGAGCCCGCGUUUACUUCUGCUGGCGAGCAGCUGGCUAUGGAUACUAUCUUUUCCACCCCGGUGAUGGCCGCUUCUUCGUCAGCGACGACAACUUCCUCUUCCUCCUCAUCGUCGCCGUUGUCUUCGUCAGCGCUGCAGUCGUCCUCGAGGGGGGCGUCGUCUCUGCCCAAGCCGUGGAAUGACUGGCUCCAGGACAUACACAAUUCGGGAAACCCUGUGCAACCGGGUCCUUCCUCUUCAGUGAACGCUGCGCCGUCUUCAGCCUCCUCCCAAUGGAACGAAGGCGAUGAGAGCAGCGUUAUGAUGCCAACGGCAGGGCCAUCGUUUGAGAGCCAGACGUCUUCUGAUGGUGUCGUCUCCCUCGGUGGUGGUGGUGGUGGUGGCAGUGGUGGUGGUGGCAGUGGUGUGUCAAACGGCUCUACCUCCACCACGGCCACCGCUGCGUCUGCUGCCUCGGAUGACAGCGAUGUGGAGGUGGUCAUGGUCAAACCGAGAAUUGUGAUAGACCUGACUGAUUCGGAUGAAGAACCUCAGCCGAGCUCCACAGAGUCUGAACCCAUGGCCGCCGAGUUGGAGUCGAGAGAGUCGUCGGGGCCCAACGAGGAGGACCAGGGUCCCUUCGAGAUGACGUUUGAGCCGCCACCGUCUGCUUCUCCCCCUCUCAACACCCAGGUGUUCCGCCCUACCUCCUUCCCACAGAACAGAAGCCUCCGAGUUCCAACCAUGCGUAGCUAUGGCUAUGUGCCGUUGCCAUCCAGCUUCUGCUCGGGGCAGCACGACCCUCGCCCUACUUGUGCCCACGAACCCCCGCCCCCUCCCGAGUCCUCAGCGCCCCCUUUUGGGGUAUUCCCGUGCUGUCGUCAUUGUCACCGUGGGCCGGCCACCCACGGAAGGAUGAGGCACCCAGCUAGUCAGCAGAGAAUAGAGGCGGUGAGACCCUCGGACGCCUCCAGCGACCCCUGCUCCCCACGCGGCCGAUCCCGACCCCCAGGAGGAUUUCACUCUCUGCUGUUACACACCGCCAGCAGAAGCACCAGCGGCAGCAGCAGCAACAGCAGUUUUGCUGCCCCGGUGACAUCCACAGCGGCCUCGCCUUGUUCCGUCGCCACCUCAUCGUCGUCCUCUUCCUCCUCCUCCUCCUCGGCCACCGCCUCCUCAACGGGAGUCCUGUCUGCCGCCCCUCCUCCUCCCCCCAUGGUCGCUGCUGCCCAGCCUGCUCACAUGCAGCCUGCUCAGUUCUGGCCCCCGCAGCCCCUACCCCAGCUGCACCACCACCACCACCACCACCACCACAUGGGCCACGCCCCGCACCACUUGCAUCACGGACGGUUUUCCCACAGCCCGGCGGCCGCCCAUGAGCCCCACCACCACCACCACCACACCCCCUCCACGGGGGGUCCAUCUCGCCGCGGCUGUUACUACUACUCCACCUCCUCCCCCGCUGUGGUCACCUCCCCGCCCUCGUCCGGCAGUCAUCAGCCCCACGGACACCUGAUGCCGUACAGUUUUGUCCCCGGUAGUCGCGAGGUGGUGGGCAGGGGCCAUCCUACCUCGGGGAUGGGUCUCGAGUUUCAGAGAGGAAUGUCCAUCAGAGCAGGCCAGCCCCCUCCACAGGCCCACAUCCACCACCACCACCACCACCACCCGACGGAGCCCGGCUGGCCGCUGGUGCACACCCCGUGCUACCGCAACUGUCCCCCGAUGCACCCCAGCCUCCACCAACACCCGACGCCCCAGAGCGGCCCCGCGGCGGCCGCUGCUGCUGUGUCCGCUGCCACCCCGGGCAGCCCUGCCCCCACUCUCUGCUUCCACUCGGCGCCGUCGUCAUCAUCGCAGCAGCAAGCCUCGUGCUCCUCGGCAGGCUGGUGCCACCAUGCCGGGGGUCCUCCGGGCUCCGUGCCGCUCGGGGGUCCGGGUUCAACGUCGGUCCCCCCACCAUCAGCGGCGCCCCCACCGCCUGGAGCCCCUGGUCAGAGCAAUGCAGUACAUCGGGUCUUGAGAGCGGACCCGCCUGCUCCUAUGAGCGUGGACAUCAGCCCCCUCCAAGCUCCUCCCCCACCUUCUGUGGCUCCGCCCGCACCUCAAGCCCCGCCCCCGCCCGGUCCGCCCUCAGGAGCAGAGGGAGGUCAUCCAGGCCCACCUCUGGCCCCGCCCCCUUCCGUUCCGUACCCGGCCGCCAACGGGGCGAGCCCGCACGUGAUACACCACAGAGGCAUGAGGGUGUGUGAGAGGAGCCACUUGAUCCCCAUGGUCCCGCAUAGCCGUAUGUGGACAGAUGUUGUGAUGCCCUACCCCAGUCUCCGCCAGGUACCCAUGCCCCUCAACCUUCAAGCCGGGAUGGAACGCUCGCAUCCUCGUCUCGACUAUGAAUACCAUCUCCCAAUGAUGGGACACUUCAUGGACCGGUUUGCUGUGGAGUCUCCUUUCCCCCUGGAGUCUCACUUCCGGCCGGGGCUGGACAUCCACCACGGCAACGUGCUGGGGGCCACGCAGGAAACCAUAGAGCGCAACACCUUGCCGCACAAGUACAGGAAGGUGGAGAGCUCGUCCGGUGACAAGGAGGAAGCUGACAACAACAACCACCAGGAAAAAUGCACCAUCUGCCUGUGUGAGUUUGAGGCCAAUGAAGACGUCAGACGUCUGCCUUGCAUGCACCUGUUCCACAGCGACUGCGUGGACCAGUGGCUCUCCACCAACAAGAAGUGUCCAAUCUGCCGGGUGGACAUCGAGGCGGCGACAAAGGGAGUGCAGCAACUGUGGCCAGACUUCAGCUCCUGAUGGCUCGCCGGAUGUUUAGCUCCCAAAUUUUCCAAAGACAAAGUCGUGGCUUGACUAGUCAAGGUUGUACGGUUCCCGAACAGCUGCGUUUGACAGCUCGUGUGUGCCAGCCAUCAAGACUUGCGGACGGUGGCUGUGUUUGGCGACUAGAGUGUUCCAGCCGUCAAUAUUUGACAACCCGCAAUUUGAACUGUGUGGUGGCGUGAAUGAGUUACACGCUGAAAGUAUCUCUAAAGAGGAGGAAAGUGAUUUAGAAAUUUGGGGGGGGGGAAGGAGUUGAAAAUGCGAAGCUCUUUCUUUCCUUUCUACAGUCUGCUGUGUUGAGUGGAAAAUCAUGCGUGGUUUCUUGCGGUGUUGUGGCGACGCCUUCACGUGUGCAGUGAGAACAGUUUCCGAGUAGACGUCUGCAUCCCUGGUUCCAACCCCCCAAUAUGGUUUUCUUGGACUUCUGUUGUGUGCGUGGUAUUCAUUCGUGGCUCUCUCCUGCACCCCCUCAGCUUGAUCAGGUUUGAAGUUUACGCUAAUUCACCUUUCCCUGGUCCCAAACAUUGAUGGGUGGGUGGUUGACAGGUGCUCUUGUGUGGUUUACUCCUUCUUUCCUAUCAAACAUCCGUCAGCCUUAUCUGCCCUUCUUCUAUUUUAUUUGUU
This is a messenger RNA of Aplysia californica (California sea hare), 5576 nucleotides long. Its product is annotated as mucin-19. Lineage: Eukaryota; Metazoa; Mollusca; Gastropoda; Aplysiida; Aplysiidae. The record is from RefSeq and is a predicted model, not a curated record. Gene Ontology annotation, molecular function: zinc ion binding; ubiquitin protein ligase activity. The coding region runs from base 258 to 4928 and encodes 1556 amino acids. The transcript is spliced from 21 exons.